UCCGCCCCUCGUCGUCCCUGCGUUGUUUGGGGACAGUAGCAAGAUGGCGGCGGCCCCGCUGUACUGUGUCUGCCGGCAGCCCUACGAUGUGAGCCGGUUUAUGAUCGAGUGCGACAUCUGCAAGGACUGGUUCCACGGCAGCUGUGUGCAGGUGGAAGAGCACCAUGCUGUGGACAUCGACGUUUACCACUGUCCCAACUGUGACGUCGUACACGGACCCUCCCUGAUGAAAAGGCGCCACAACUGGCACCGCCACGAUUACACGGAAUUUAAUGAUGGAGCUAAGCCGGUCCAAGCUGGCACACCCGUCUUCGUCAAGGAGCUGCAGAGUCGGACAUUCCCAAGCGGUGAAGAGAUUCUGAUGAGAAUGAAGGGCGAGCAGGUGACCCCCAAGUACCUGGAGCGCCACGGCUUCAACUAUCCCAUCAUGGUCACGGAGAUGGAGGGCCUGGGACUCAAGCUGCCGCCCCAGGCAUUCAAUGUCAGAGACGUGGAGCAGUACGUGGGUGGGGACAAAGUGAUUGAUGUGAUUGACGUGGCGCGGCAGGCCGACAGCAAGAUGAAGCUCAGCCAGUUUGUCAAGUAUUUCACCAACCCCCACCGACCCAAAGUCCUCAACCUCAUCAGCCUGGAGUUCUCGGACACCAAGAUGUCAGAGCUGGUGGUGGUUCCUGAUGUGGCCCAGAAGAUGUCCUGGGUGGAGAACUACUGGCCGGACGACUCCUUCUUCCCUAAGCCUUUUGUCCAAAAGUACUGCCUCAUGGGCGUUAAGGACAGCUACACGGAUUUCCACAUCGAUUUUGGUGGCACAUCCGUCUGGUACCAUGUUCUCUGGGGUGAGAAGAUCUUCUACUUGAUCAAGCCUACGCCGGCCAACCUUGCACUAUAUGAGACAUGGAGUUCCUCGCCCAAUCAGAGCGAAGUGUUCUUUGGGGACAAAGUGGACAAGUGUUACAAGUGUGUCGUGCCCCAGGGGACCACCCUGCUCAUUCCCACAGGCUGGAUCCAUGGCGUUCUCACCUCUCAGGAUUGCAUGGCAUUUGGGGGAAAUUUCCUGCACAAUCUCAACAUCAGCAUGCAACUCAGGUGUUACGAAAUGGAGCGUCGUUUGAAAACGCCAGACCUCUUUAAGUUCCCGUACUUUGAGGCCAUCUCUUGGUAUGUGGCCAAGAACCUCUUGGAAACUCUGAAAGAGCUCCGAGAAGACACAUGUCCACCGCCAACCUAUCUGACGGAGGGAGUGAAGGCUUUAAUCUUUGCACUGAAGACCUGGUUGAAAAGAGAGGUGACGCAGCCCAACAGCGAGGUCCCAGACAACAUCAGGCCCAACCAUCUCAUUAAAGAGCUAACUAAGGAAAUACGCCAUCUGGAGGAAGAACCGAGCAAUGGUAGUGGCUGCAACAAUAGCAGCAGCAGUGCUGUUGCCAAGCCUGUCAAAUCUCAGGGAAGUGUCCCCGGAGGUCCCACCGGGUCCAAUGCAUGCUCCUCCACUCGUGCCACGCUAGACCGUCUAUGUCAGGCUCGACAGGCGAGGCGUGCCGCCAGGCGUUUAAAGGUGCAGCAGCGGCACGCGCCCAAAGCGCCGUCCAACCUGGACAUACUGGAGCAACACACCAGGGAAGUGCUGAGGAGACUGGAGGUGGGACCGCUGGAGGAGGAUCCGGCGUUCUGUGCCAAGGUUCACGGGAAGCUCAACAAAGUGUCGACGGCCUCAGCUGCCGCCGCCGCGGCCGCCGAGUCUUUGGAAGAGAACCACCUUCGACUCACGCUGGUCAACGGCAGGAUCAUCAAGGUCAUGAGGCGGCCCGGCACUAGCCCGGUGAAGACAGAGGCUGACAGACAAGCCACUGGUCAGGCGAAAACCACAGACAAGUCUGAGAGGAUGCAGGUCCAUCGAGGGCAGCACGGCGAGGCCCACAAGGCCAAUCUCUUCUUGGGUCUGCAGAGGGUGAAGACUGAGCUCAGGGAAGAGACGUCAGGACAUUCAGACUCUACGUCAGAUACGGAUUCGGACAGCGAUGCUCCGACGCGGCGCAAAGUGUCCCCGUUGUCAUCAUCCUCUGAUGAGGAUUCCGAGAGUUCCCAGGAGGAAGAGGCGGCGCGGCAGAAAGCUUCAGGACACACCAUCGAGCUGGACCAAUCUCACCACAAACCACUCAAACGAGAACGUCCUACCUCACCCAGCACAGAAGAAGCCAUUCAGGGGAUGUUGUCCAUGGCCGGCCUGCUCUGUUCCACCAAUUCGGAGAAGGAGGCUGCCUCCCAGGAGUCCUGGUGGUCUGUCCCCAGCCAGGAGGGGCAGCAGAGGGGGCCGGCACACCAGCACCAGGGGGACGCCAGCCCUAUGGACAGCCAAGGCAACAGCAGCGAGGCCUGGGACAAUCAUGGGCUCCCCAGCCCCGAGCCCGACUACCAAUACUGUGACCCUUCCAUGUCGCCCCCUCUGCACCCUUCCAAGAGACACGCCCCCAACCCUCCACCCAUCAGCAAUCAAGCCACUAAAGGCAAGCGUCCUAAAAAAGGCAUGGCCACCGCCAAGCAGAGACUGGGCAAGAUUUUAAAACUCAACAGACACAAUCGGGUUUUUGUCUGAACGCUCCAAAAAAAACAAUAAGGCGCUAAUUCGUCUGACUAUUUUUCAUUUUAUUUUUGAAUUUCUCCCACUGGCGGAAGCUCAACAUGUUGCCUGUGCAUGCUUGGGAGACAGGGUAAUGGAUUCCACGUAAGCACAUGCAAGACGACAAGCACACCAGGAACAAGAAGGGUGGAGGAAGACCUUCUUCACCAGGGAGCACCAGACGCUCCUGUGGGCAUUAGGGAGAGUGGAGGUUUACCCAACCAGAUCCAGACUCCUUUUAAAACUGAGUCACAUCCGUCAUGCUUUUAUUUUCUGCCGCUUGCCUGGCGACUAUCUUUGAGGGUGGUGUCGCUGCCACAGGGACUUCCAGGAGGUGGAACGGAAAUUUCAAAAUGGUGCUCAUUAUUUGUACUUUAACCCCCCUCGCUCCUCUCCAAAAAGACUUGAUUACACCAGCAAUAAUGAACCCCCA
Messenger RNA from Nerophis lumbriciformis (worm pipefish), 3050 nucleotides. RefSeq names its product lysine (K)-specific demethylase 7Aa (gene kdm7aa). Lineage: Eukaryota; Metazoa; Chordata; Actinopteri; Syngnathiformes; Syngnathidae. The record is from RefSeq and is a predicted model, not a curated record.